GUUGGCUCGGCGACGGCGCACCACCUUGUCGACGCUGGGAGGGCCACCUGGCUACACCGAGAUGUCGGGCCCCAACUUCGCGCUGUUCGAGCCACUGAGUAACACGCGGCGCUCUCCCAAGUUUCUGGUCUCGAGCGCCUCCGAGUCCCUGCUGACCGCCCUGCGGCUUGAGGGUGCCCCCGAGAGGACCACCUGGCACCCGAGCAGGCUGGAGGAAUGCGGCAACCCCUUGUUCCGGCUGCGCGCGAUGGAGCUGCCGAAGGAGCCGCCGCCGCUGGAGAAGAGGUCCCCGCUCCUGGCCCGCAAGAACGGGCACGAGGAGUGGAGGAACCGCCAGGAGCUCGAGCGGAUGGGCUUCGGCAGCCGCGGCCGCGCACCCGGAUCCCUUCCGCAGCUCGCCAGCGAGGCGGCGAAACCCGAGGCGAAGCAGCCGCCGAAGAACCGCGCGGAACGCUAUUUCCAGCUGCUGAUGAAGGCCCACGACCAGCGGGAGCAGGGCUGGAGAGACGCGACUGUCGCGAAAGAGAACGCCAGGAAAGAGCUUGCCGCCACCAGGGCGUUGCAACGGGCGAUCGAGGCAGAGGGCGGCACCGUGGAGGAGACGCGGCCCCCGUCCACGGCCUCCUCGCUGUCCAGCGGCGAGAACGACAGGAAAAAGGAGGAGGAGGAUUCCGACUUGGAUGAGCCGCUCGAGCUGCAGCCUUACGACGGCGCGAUGAAGUUGCAGAUCGAUGUCGUCGUAAACCGCGCGCCUGGCGAGGUGGAGGAGGAGGAUUGCGACAGCGCCGACAGCAGCAAAGGAGAUGGCGAAGGCAGCAAGGAGGGCAGCGACGCGGGGGACAGCAGCGAUGGAGAACGCUUGAACAUCGCGGACGAGCUGGCGCAGCUGCGGGAGUUCGCAGAUCCCGACGCGCAGUCCGACUCUGUCGCGGACGACAAGAGACUCGGGUCCAAGAAGAAGCGUAUCAAGAACGUCUGGGAUGCACCCGAUCCCCGCUGGGCCCUCGGCCUCGGCGGCACUGUUUUCUUCAUGCCCGAGGCCGAGCGCUACUCGCUGGGGCCCUCCCUGCCGCCGCCGCCGCCUCCCAGCCUCGUGGGCCGGCGGCGCAUCCGGAUGAAGCCCCGCCUGCCGCUGGACAUCUCGAGCGGCCGCUACCGCGACGAGCACCCGAACGUCUGGCCGGAGGGGGUCCCCGCGGCGACCGCGAAGGACAGACUCAGGCUCGAGAGGAAGCUCAUGACUUUCGAGUUCUACCAGGGCUGCAGCCAGUCGAUGGCGGACCUGCAGCGGCCGGCGGGCCCGGUGGGCACUCCCAAGCGCCAGCAGCUCUCGCCCGAGCAGGCCUUCAGCAGGAGCGUGUGGAAGCACGCGCAGUCGGGCACCGGCUGGGAGACCAACCGCCGGCGCGAGCAGGUCAAGUUGAAGCGGCAGGCCGACAGGCAGAAGCAGAUCGAGUUCGCCGAGCUGCAGGCCGCCCAGCUGCAGGAGAGGCAGGACCAGGCACGCCAGUUCGAGCGGGUCAGGAGGCAGAGCGUGGAGAUGGCCGAGGCGGCCGAGGCCCAGGUCGAGGCUGCCCCGGCUCAGGGCGAGGCCGCCGCCGUGGUCCAGGCCGAGGCCUGA
This is a messenger RNA of Prorocentrum cordatum, 1621 nucleotides long. The record is from the annotation of a GenBank genome assembly. NCBI's taxonomy places the organism in Eukaryota, Dinophyceae, Prorocentrales, Prorocentraceae.